CUCUUUCAGUCCUACUACUUUGACCGGGAUGAUGUGGCUCUGAAAAACUUUGCCAAGUACUUCCUGCAUCAGUCCCACGAGGAACGUGAGCAUGCCCAGAAGCUGAUGAAACUACAGAACCAGAGGGGUGGACGCAUCUUCUUGCAGGACAUCAAGAAGCCCGACCGUGAUGACUGGGAGAACGGGCUGACUGCCAUGGAGUGUGCCCUGCACCUGGAGAAGAACGUCAACCAGUCCCUGCUGGAGCUGCACAAGCUGGCCACUGAGAAGAACGACCCCCACUUGUGCGACUUCAUCGAGACUCACUACCUGGAUGAGCAGGUCAAGGCCAUCAAAGAGCUGGGUGACCACGUCACCAACCUGAGGAAGAUGGGAGCCCCCAAAUAUGGCAUGGCAGAGUACCUCUUUGACAAGCACACCCUCGGGGACAGCAGCCAGAGCUGAGGGCUUGCUGGGUUGCAGUGGGACUCCUCCUUUGCUGUCCAGCUGUGCAUGCAUCUCCAGCUGUCUAGAUCAACAGUUCUGUACCAAAUCUCACCCCUCUUCUCCCAUGGUUUGUGUACUGCCCUCCAUCCAAUAAAGUGACUUGGUUCAA
This is a messenger RNA of Merops nubicus (carmine bee-eater), 595 nucleotides long. RefSeq names its product ferritin heavy chain. NCBI's taxonomy places the organism in Eukaryota, Metazoa, Chordata, Aves, Coraciiformes, Meropidae. Gene Ontology annotation, biological process: intracellular iron ion homeostasis; iron ion transport. The annotation marks the transcript as partial. Gene Ontology annotation, cellular component: cytoplasm. The transcript has 3 exons. Gene Ontology annotation, molecular function: ferrous iron binding; ferric iron binding. The record is from RefSeq and is a predicted model, not a curated record.